Molecule: messenger RNA, 2192 nt
Organism: Haliotis rufescens (red abalone)
Lineage: Eukaryota; Metazoa; Mollusca; Gastropoda; Lepetellida; Haliotidae
Product: fidgetin-like protein 1
Exons: 19
Coding region: 80-2137 (685 amino acids)
Molecular function (GO): microtubule severing ATPase activity; ATP hydrolysis activity; ATP binding
Source: RefSeq, a predicted model, not a curated record
CUUAUGCGGAAGUAACUUAUGGCGGGAAAAUUUGUUGUGAUAAUUUGUCAAGUCUGUUUGAGCUGUGAUAAAUAGUAGUAUGAUGGGGACUGCAGGAUGUGAAGAAGAUCAGUUUUUGUGCCGACUGCAGGAACUCCACUUUUCAAUCCCAUCAUGCAAUAGUUCUCCAUCACUCCGAACAGACAGUCUGAGGAAUAUAUCGGCUCACCUACGUCUGGCACAGACUCAGGGAAUAUUACCUGUAGAAGCUGAGUCCUGUGUGGUGAAGGGGUUUGAAGACGACUAUGGGACAGUUGUCGAUUCCCUAGAUGAAAAAUCAGGUCUGAAUAACUUUGCAGAAGGAGCUCUCGCCAUAUGCAGCAAACACAAAAAUGAAAGUCAGAAAUGGAAAUCAACCCUUACACUAGAUGCUCUGAAAUCAAAAGAUUUCUACCAGAAACUGAAUUCACAAGCAAUGAGUAUCUCCAAGAGUUAUCUGCCCAAAGGAAGUGACAACGACACUGUUUUCAAGAAGACAGACAAUAAGGAAAAUAAUACUGCUAGUUUAGACAAGAGUAGAAAUCAGUCUAGCACCUCAGAUACUCUGAGCAGACAAUUUAACUUCCAACGACACAACACCUCACAAACUCAAUGGAAGGACAGGCAGAAGAGUUGGGAUAAUCAACAACCAGAAAACGGCUCCACACAUGGAGCCAGUAUUGAUGGAGCACACAGGACAGGCUCCCACCAAAGGCAGACCACUCCAGCGUGGACGUCCAGCAGUAACAUGGACAUUGAGAGCGGGGAUACUUAUUCCAGGAAAAGACCCUUGCUUUCUAACAAUGUUGCAGGUGGGAGAAGUGGGCAGAGAAACUUUGGAUCCUCUGGUGGGCAGCCAUCUUUGUUUCCAAACAAUGAGCAUCCAAGACGUGGACCUGACCCAGGAGUUGAGGAGGAUGAUGAUGAUGUGCCCCAUCUGAACAACCCCUUUAAAACAGCCAAACAGCAGCUGGCUAUUGACCAGCAGAAGAAAUAUUCUCGAGGAGGAGGCGGUAAUCAUGGUCAAGGUCAACCGACAACGUCUGUGUAUGGGACAGGAAAAAAAUCCCUCGGAACAAGGCGCGGCCCAUCGAGUAAGUUUGUCCCCCCAAUUGCCGGUCGGGAGGAGAAUGGGGGAGGAGGAAGCAACCGAUCUGGCAGCAGUGGUGGUGGUAAAGGCAGCAGUGAAUGUGAGGAGCCGGUUGACGAACGACUGAAGGGCAUCGAACCCAAGAUGAUCGAACUCAUCAUGAAUGAGGUGAUGGAUCAUGGACCCCAGAUGGACUGGAGUGAUAUAGCAGGUCUGGAGUUCGCCAAGAAAACAAUAAAAGAGAUUGUGGUGUGGCCCAUGCUUCGACCCGAUAUCUUCACUGGACUUCGAGGUCCACCGAAAGGCUUGCUGCUGUUCGGACCUCCGGGAACAGGGAAAACUCUCAUAGGUAAAUGUAUAGCCAGUCAGUCCAAGUCUACCUUCUUCAGCAUCAGCGCAUCCUCGCUGACGUCAAAGUGGGUAGGAGAAGGGGAGAAGAUGGUGCGAGCUCUGUUUGCCGUAGCCCGGUGUAACCAGCCCGCCGUGGUGUUUAUUGACGAGAUCGACUCCCUGUUGUCUCAGCGCUCAGACGGAGAACAUGAAGCUUCGCGCAGAAUCAAGACAGAGUUUCUUGUACAGCUGGAUGGGGCGGGCACACAGUCAGAAGACCGCAUUCUGGUCAUCGGGGCCACCAACAGGCCACAGGAAAUUGACGAGGCAGCCAGGCGGCGCUUCGUGAAGCGACUGUACAUCCCUCUCCCAGACACUGUUGCCCGGCAACACAUCAUUCAGAACCUCAUGUCUAGUCAGAGCUUCCGGCUCUCCGAUACAGACAUCCAGACAAUCUGCGAGACAACUGAUGGAUAUUCUGGUGCUGACAUGGCAAACUUGUGCCGGGAAGCGGCUCUCGGACCUGUCCGCAGCAUCCCCUUUGAACAGAUCGAGACAAUCACAGCAGACCAGGUCCCACCGAUAACGUUCCCAGACUUCCAGGAAGCGUUUCUGCAGGUGCGAGCAAGUGUCUCACAGAACGACCUGGAUCUAUACAUCAACUGGAACAAACAGUUUGGAAGCUUUGGCAAGACGUAGAUAUCACAGUACUGCUGUAUUUAUUGUGAUGAAUAAAUGUAGUUAUUGCACACUA